This is a messenger RNA of Phanerochaete carnosa HHB-10118-sp, 1308 nucleotides long. RefSeq lists its product as uncharacterized. Lineage: Eukaryota; Fungi; Basidiomycota; Agaricomycetes; Polyporales; Phanerochaetaceae. Bases 395 to 820 code for a protein of 141 amino acids. The record is from RefSeq and is a predicted model, not a curated record. The transcript has a single exon.
AUAUGCCGGAUGCAGCGUCUGUCGCGAGGGUGCUUGACGUUCACACUACGAGAAAAAUCAAUCCGUGCAGAGGAACCUCCGUGGUUUAGCGUGGAAAAUUUUGUCGAACCUCAUCACACUACACUUUUCCACUUCGUCAAUGAACGAUCAGCGACCCACCUAUGGACGAAAGAAUAUUGUCCCGACACCCAUAUUCCAGGUGAAGCGUCUGAGAGUGUGGGGGAUAAUCAAGAUGGCGGAACUUGGGGUCUCAGAAGAGAUUCUUUUCACGUCAUCCGGGCAUGGCUAGAUAUUCUCUCUUGUACCAGACCCGCCGUCUUCCGUGCCCUUGCAGCGGGCUCAUUUUGGACCCGGAGCCAUACCCAAUGAUCUCGCUAACAAGUCCUGUGGAACAAUGGAUGUCGGGGAGCUGUUGAAGACGCUCAACGACGUCUUUGGGACGAAUCAUCCACUGGGCGCUCCAGGCCUGCAGAAAUGCCUCGAACACUUCCUUCGCACCCCGCCAGACUUCGGCGAAGUGUACGGCCUCUUGCGGGGCUAUUGGCAGUCCGACUUCUCUCAGCUCCUCUCCACCAUUGCGAGGAAGCGAGCGCACGACGAGAAGAUGCGGCAAGACGUCUUGCAUGGGGAUUACAUCAGAAACUCGAAUAUGCGUCCACGGCGGGUGUGGGACCUCUACAGUAAUCGGGUGCUUCCGUUUUUUACCCUUCCUCCGCAUUCGUGCAAAGAUAUUCCUGACAACGUCUGGACCGUGUCACAUAGCUGGGUGCACGGCGAUGCGCUGGUUAAGGUCUCAACUCCCAUUAACGGCAAACAGUAGCUCGUGCCGAUACCGCGGGGCACUAGUCUGGACCACGUCCGAGUGGAGCUGCUUAAUCUCGGCGCGGAGUACGUCUGGCUAGAUGUCCUCUGCUUGAGACAGAAGGGACGUCGAGCGGGAGAACGGCAGAGGAGGGAGGAGUGGAAGCUGGAUGGUCCUACUAUCGGACACAUCUAUUCAUUCCCGCAUGUUCCGUGCGUCACCUAUUUCAACGGGCUAGGCCUUCCCUUCAACCCAUCACCGAAUGUCCUAUCCACCAACAGACACUGGCUUAACCGUGUUUGGACGAUGCAAGAAGCCACCUGGGCGUGGCUGCCUGGAGGAGCAACCGGCACGGUCUCCCCAAACACUCGUGCGUUCUUCCAAAAUCAUCUCGGGAAAGCGAUUCCCCCUUCGCACUUCGAAGACCCCACACGAACCAGACACCUGGGUGCUGCUCUCACAGCAUUGCGGAAGCGCCAUUGCACAACGGAGCUCGACAGAAUCUC